Molecule: messenger RNA, 900 nt
Organism: Ambispora gerdemannii
Lineage: Eukaryota; Fungi; Glomeromycota; Glomeromycetes; Archaeosporales; Ambisporaceae
Source: the annotation of a GenBank genome assembly
AUGGGCAACUGUGUGAAUAAACCUAAAGAAAGUGUAACAGAUUCUGACCCAUGUUCAAUAGCUGCUCCUUUAACGGAAACGUGUAAUAAGCAACGCCAACAACACCAACAAAAUUCUUUGGUGUGCUCGAUAAAUGAUCGUUCUUCCAAGUUACACUCUCUGUUUAAGGACACUUGGCAGGAAAAUUUUCUUGCACCUGUUCAUGAUCAACUCAACCGGGGAAAUGCGCGAGUUUUAGAUCUCAGAUGCCAAACAGGGGAAUGGGUAUUAGACGUCUCUGAUAAGUACCCACUCGCUAAAAUAUGGGGAAUCGAUACCAUUACAUCAAAUUUUUUUCCUUCGCAAAAACCAUUAAACUGUAAUUUUUUGCAUCUUGAUAUUCUCAAUGGAUUGCCUUUCGCCGAUAACACAUUCGACCUUGUUCAUACCCGAUGUUUAAUUUUUACAUUGACCGAAAUCGAGUGGGAACAAAAAGUAAUAAAGGAAUUGUCACGUGUACUAAAACCGGGAACUGGUUGGUUAAGUCUCCUGGAAAUCAACUUAUUAUACACAAAUGAAGGUCCAGACACUGCUAAACUUACAGAAUAUACGAAACUAUUUCUUAAAGAAAAGAAAAUGAAUCCUGAUAUUGCGAGUCUACAAGCAAAUUUGCUACGUGCAUCAAAUAAAUUUACCAAUAUUCAAGUCCACGAAAGAUUUCCCACUUCGGAACAUGCGAAUAACAUUUCUGCAGGAGAAUUUGCACUUACAAUGUAUGAUUUAGGCAAGGAAUUAUCUAACUUUAUAGGAUUAAAUGAUGCGGAAUAUCAGUCUUUGGUAGAAUCAAGUGUCAAAGAAUUUAAUAUUUAUAAGACUAGCGUUAGACAGACUAGAGUAAUUGCACGUAGAAUAUUGAAUUAA